CGAGAACCAUCGGCUGGUCAACGAACUGCCCCUCAGAAGGGAAGCCAGUUCGUUAGUCGGUCUGUACGAAAAUAACUGCCUUCAAUUGGACCUAUUUUAUCGUCCUCUACCGACAAUGCCAGCCUCUUCCGCCAAUUAUCAUGACGUCGACCAGGACGAUUCCCUUCCCCUCCUUGUCGAUGUGGAAGAAACCAGGAGCAUCAAGGCUGACGAGCCUCCCGUUACGUAUGUGAAGAAGACCUGGAGACACACUCCUUCGGUGUUUGUUCUGCUCAUCGUAAUCACGACUUUUGUAAUCGACUUUGGCGUUUAUCUGAACAUAGCGCCUCAAACACGGAUCCUUGAGAGCAUCGCUUGCAGAAACUACUAUGACAAACAUGAACCUGGUCGAUUUGGACCAGGAGAAAUUCCCGAGGACCAAUGCAAGAUCAAGCCUGUCCAGGGAGAGGUUGCCUUUGUUCAAGCCAUGAUGUCCAGCUUCGAUGCGAUUCCUAGCAUCAUACUCUUAAUUCCAUAUGGCCGUCUAGCUGACAACCCUAGGUUUGGCCGCAAGCUGAUAUUGUUGCUGAGCGUCCUGGGCGUACUUCUGAGCUUCUACUGGGUCGCAUUCGUCUUGACAUUUCCUUCAGUCCUGCCUUUACGUGCGGUGUGGUUUGGCUCGAUCUUUAAUUUUAUCGGAGGUGGACUGGGAGUUAUCAACGCCAUGGUCAUGACAAUGAUUACUGACGUCGUCGAUCCUGACAAUCGAACCAAUGCAUUUUCCAAAACCACCUUGGCAGUGGUUGUGGCGCAACUCAUUGCUCCUUCAGUGUCGUCGGGCUUGAUGAACCUGAAAGGUCCAUGGUUGCCAUACCUAUCAGGAAUUGCUCUCGAUACCAUAACGUUUCCUUUCCUUUUCAUUAUCCCCGAAACAAUCCAAUUGCGCCCUCCCCCGUCAGAACGUCGGCGAUCCAUAAACGUCGAAGAAACGUCCACGGAACGUGGAUCGCGGCCUGAUAAUACGUCAUACCUUUCCUAUCCAAGAACAAUCGUCAACCGCGCAUGGGAGUCAUCUAAAUUCAUCUUCGAAAGCCGGGCCGUCGUACUUAUCCUCUCAGCAUUCCUUCUCACCGUUAUAGGUCGCAAACAAAUCGACAUUCUCUUGCUUUACGCCUCUACUCGAUACUCCAUACCCAUUUCCGCAGCCGCAUUCAGUCUCUCCGUUUUCGCUGGCGGAAAUAUAUUCCUACUUCUUGUUCUCCUUCCAUUCGCAUCUCACUAUCUUACCAAAAAACUCCACUACUCCAGCCAGGCCAAGGACCUCUACCUUUCACAAGCAAGCAUUAUCAUCCUUUCUAUCGGCUCUUUCGCGCUCGGCGUCUCCCCUACAAUGUCUAUAAUGUUAAUCGGAGUUAUAAUAUACACCCUUGGAUGCGGCUUCCUCCCCUCAAGCCUCAGUCUAAUAUCGACGUUUGUUGAACCACGACACUCGGCACGCAUGUACUCUAUCGUCUGUCUUGUUUCAAUGGUAGGCGCUCUUAUCGGCGGGCCGUUCAUAGCACUUUUGUUCGACUGGGGUCUGGGUAUCGGACCGGCCUGGACCGGCCUGGCGUUCAUUGGGACUGGGUUGUUACACGUUGCGAUCGCUGCUGCUAUUACUAGGAUCAAGUUACCGCGGGGUGUACAGCUCCCUGAGGAAAGGCAGCAAGGGGAAUCGCCUCGGUCGUCUAUAUCGCUUCACGACGAAUAAUAAUUAUAUAUAUAUAUAUAUAGAGGGGAAAGGACAGGGUAUAAAGUGUUUGUUUGAAACGGAAUGAAAUUUAUGUUUUCGGGUUACGUUUUACGAUUUUUGAAUCCAGACCAAGUUUUCAUGAUGUAGAUCUAUACGAAGUAAUUAGUUAUAUGAUUGGAAUAAAAAGCUAUGAAGUCAAUAGGA
This is a messenger RNA of Coccidioides immitis RS, 1915 nucleotides long. RefSeq names its product major facilitator superfamily transporter protein. Gene Ontology annotation, biological process: transmembrane transport. The transcript is spliced from 3 exons. Gene Ontology annotation, molecular function: transmembrane transporter activity. Gene Ontology annotation, cellular component: membrane. The record is from RefSeq and is a predicted model, not a curated record. NCBI's taxonomy places the organism in Eukaryota, Fungi, Ascomycota, Eurotiomycetes, Onygenales, Onygenaceae. Bases 116 to 1729 code for a protein of 537 amino acids.